AUGCAAGUGAGAGACAUUCAAGUAGCUUCUGCCUUAUCACUUGCUAUAGAUGAGUCUUGUGACAUAAAAGACACGGUACAAGUUUCCCUUUUCGUCAGAUAUAUGUCGUCCCAAGGUCCAAAAGAAGAACUGUUAGGGUUGCUACCGCUCUCUGGACAAACUCGUGGGGAAGAUAUAGCAAAUGCUGUGCAAAAAUGCCUGGAAGACAAUGGAAUAAAUUUAAAUAAAAUCGUUUCCAUAGCAACUGAUGGAGCCAGAAGUAUGACUGGAAUACAUAAAGGUGCAAUAUCGAUUCUUCAGACCAAAAUUAACCACGAAAUCCUAACGUUUCACUGCAUAAUUCAUCAAGAGGCGCUUUGUGCCCAAACAUUUCCGUCCGAAAUAGUUGAGGUCAUGAACUUAGUAAUUAAAAUUAUUAACAGCAUCUUAGCAAAAACACUCUACCAUCGCCAGUUUAAAGAUUUCCUUGAAGAAAUAGAUAGCCCGUAUUCUGACCUACUUUUGCACAAUAAAGUACGAUGGCUUUCCAGAGGUAACGUAUUAAAACGUUUUGCUUCGUGCUUGAGAGAAAUAAAAACAUUCGUCAAUGAAAAAGGCAUUGACCAUCUCGAAUCGGAAGAAGACAAAUGGUUACAAAAAUUCUUCUUCAUGGUAGAUAUUACAAUGAAACUAAAUGAGCUAAAUAUAAAACUACAAGGAAAGGGAGUUCCAGCAUAUGCCUUGAUGGAAGAAGUGGUUUGUUUCGAAAAAAAAUUACUUAUUUUUAGUGAAGACAUGGAGAGCGGUAAAUUAUUUUAUUUUAGAAAUCUAAAGCAAUAUUGUGAUGAAAACAAUGCAAAUAUUGACAUUAAUUACUUCUGCAUAACUAUAAAAAAAAUGAAGGAUGAAUUCUCCAAAAGAUUCGAGCAAUUCAAAACAAACAAAAGUACUCUCGCAUUUAUAGUAAAUCCUUUCAACACAAACACACAUGAGAUCAACAUUGAACCAUUUGAAAUUGAUGCUGGAUCGUUUCAAAUGCAAUUGCUCGAUUUAAAAAACAAAGACCUGUGGAGUGACAAGUUCAUAGAACUCAAGAGUAAGUUGGAAGAAUUGGAGGUUCAGAAAUGCAUGCACGUCGCGCAGAACAAGUGGACAGCUCUAAAAAAAAAAUGCCGAGAGUAG
Melanaphis sacchari is the source of this 1161-nucleotide messenger RNA. RefSeq names its product general transcription factor II-I repeat domain-containing protein 2A-like. NCBI's taxonomy places the organism in Eukaryota, Metazoa, Arthropoda, Insecta, Hemiptera, Aphididae. The record is from RefSeq and is a predicted model, not a curated record. The transcript has a single exon. Bases 1 to 1161 code for a protein of 386 amino acids.